This is a messenger RNA of Rangifer tarandus platyrhynchus (Svalbard reindeer), 369 nucleotides long. Lineage: Eukaryota; Metazoa; Chordata; Mammalia; Artiodactyla; Cervidae. The record is from the annotation of a GenBank genome assembly.
AUGAAAGGGAAGAACUUGAAGCCAAGGACACUCUACCAGCAAGACUCCUUCCAAUUUGAUGGAGAGGUCAAAAGCUCUCCAGAGAAGCAAAAGGUAAGAGAAUUCAGCACCACCAGACCAACUAUACAACAAAUGGCUAAAGGACCUUUUCUAGGCAGGAAGCACAUGAGAAGGAAAAGACCUACAGAAAAUAACCCCCAAACAGUUAAGAAAACGGUAAUAGGACCAUACAUACUGGUAAUUACCUUAAAUGCACCGAACAAAAGACAGACUGGCUGUGUGGAUGAAAACGUGUGUGUGUACAGUUCCAUCACAUCACUCUGCUUGAUCCCCCAAAUUGUAUGUAGCUAUUUUAUAUUGUUAGGUUAA